AUGAAUAAGGCAGGGGGAAUGACAUUGUUUUGGGACUCAGAUGUUAAAAUUUUGCAAGUGCAGCACACUUCCUUCACUGUGGAAGCUAAGAUUGAGGACCAGGAAAAAAAGUGGGGAGAAAGAUGUAGAGCUGAGUGGAGCUUCAAUGACUUCAGGAACUUCUUAAGUACAAAUCAGAUGGUGGAUCUGGGAUUCGAAGGGCAGCCGUGGACAUGGUGUAAUAACUGGGGAAAUGAAGGCGAAAUCAUGCAAAGGCUAGAUAGACCCAUGAGUAGUGCAGAUUGGAACCUGGAGUUUGAGAGUGUGAAAUGCUCUCACAUUAAAACAUAUGCUUCAGAUCAUUGCGCCUUGAUGAUAGACACUAAGCCUACGGUUGUGAGGAAAAAAAGAAGGUUCUUUUUUGAUAAAAGGUGGCUACAACAUGAGAAUAUAGCUGAGGUCGUCAAAAAAGCUUGGAAGGAAAAUAUUGAAGGUUUUCGGAUGUACCAAGUGCAAUCAAAAUUGAGGAACUAUAGAGUAGCCUUACUUAAGUGGAGUAACGGCAUUCACAAAAACUCCAAGGAUAAGAUAGAUAACCUCAAAAAGCAAUUGGACCAGACUAGAAAAUCUGCUAUGGACAACAAGAGAGAAAAGGUGGCCGGCCUGAAGACACAACUGAUAGAGGCUUAUAAUGAGGAGGAAAUCUAUUGGAGUCAAAAAGCCAGGCUCAAAUGGUUGCAAGAAGGAGACAGAAAUACCCAAUACUUCCAUGCACAGGUAAAUGGAAGAAGAAAACAAAACAGAUUGCAAAGGCUCCAAAGGGAGGAUGGUGGCUGGACUAAAUCCGAAGAAGAAACUGGGAAAGUGAUUGCUGACUACUACAGGAACCUCUUCGCCAAGUCUUCAGACAGUAAUGCUCAAGAGGUACUAGAGGGGAUCCCAACUACUAUUACGGCAGAAAUGAACAGGGAGUUAACCAAGGAAGUGACAGAAGAAGAGAUCAAAAAUGCUUUCUUCACUAUGGAUUGCAAUAAAGCUCCUGGCUCCGAUACCUUUAUACCUGGGAGGCACAUCAUUGAUAACAUUAUCAUUUCCCAUGAAUAUUUGCACUUUCUUAAGAAUAAAAGACUUGGGAAGGAUGGUUAUAUGGCUGUGAAGCUGGAUAUGUCGAAAGCCUACGAUAGAGCCUCAUGUCAAGAAGCACAGGAACUGACAAAAAUUCUGAGGAGCUACGAACAAGCAUCAGGACAAAUGAUAAACCUCGACAAGUCUAGCGCCUGCUUUAGCAAAAAUGUCAACCAGGAAUCUAAGGAGGCAGUAUGCAGCAAGCUGGAGGGAAUUGAACAAGUAGCUCAAGAGAAAUACUUGGGACUCCCAAUAGUGGUCACCAGAUCGAAGAAGCAAUUGUUCGGAUACAUCAAGGAAAACAUUGAACGUAGAAUGCAAAACUGGAAAUCCAAAUUGCUAAGCUCGGCUGGGAAAGAAAUCUUGAUCAAAGCAGUCUCAAUGGCUAUGCCCACUUACACUAUGUCUUGUUUCAAAUUGCCUUGCAGAGAGGCUAUGUGGAGGGGAGUAAGAAGACGCAUAGGAAAUGGGAGAAAAACCAGCAUUUGGAACGAUCAAUGGAUCCUAAGCAAUGGCAAAGGGAAACCUGUUACGGCCAAAUCACAAGGAGGCAAACUUGACAAAGUUGCUGACUUGAUCAGUAACUUCAGGUGGAAUAGAACUCUCAUUUUCAAGACGUUUUGUAAGGAGGAUGCAGAUAAUAUUUUGAAAAUCCCAAUCAGCAUCACGGGAAGAGAUGAUAACACCUUCUGGACAAGGAACAUAAAUGGGGAGUACACGGUGCAGUCUGGAUACAAAAUGGAAAUGGAAAGAAAGGAGGAAGUGAUUAGGAAAGAAGGUGAGGGAGUGGAAACGAGUUUUAACUCAGUGAGCCAGCAAAUGUGGAAGAAGGUGGCAGUGUUGGUGGUGGUCGACGGACAGCAGCAGCAGCAGAUGCGGACUGGUGGUUGGAGUUGGGUAGAUGAUGGGUUGGCUAUUCGGGUCAGCCAGGAAGAAGUGGAAGAGCAUGAGGAAGUGCAGGGGUGGUGUAGGGCGGUGGUCAUGGAGGUUCGCAGGCGGUGGUGGCGAUGA
Molecule: messenger RNA, 2115 nt
Organism: Coffea eugenioides
Lineage: Eukaryota; Viridiplantae; Streptophyta; Magnoliopsida; Gentianales; Rubiaceae
Exons: 6
Coding region: 1-2115 (704 amino acids)
Source: RefSeq, a predicted model, not a curated record